This is a messenger RNA of Emiliania huxleyi CCMP1516, 3698 nucleotides long. RefSeq lists its product as hypothetical. Lineage: Eukaryota; Haptophyta; Isochrysidales; Noelaerhabdaceae. The annotation marks the transcript as partial. The record is from RefSeq and is a predicted model, not a curated record. The transcript has a single exon.
CGCCUACCCAGGCGACGACGGACGCGAUCGCCGCCGAGGCCAAGCAGGCCGAGGCCGCCGCAGCGCUGGCCAAGUCGGCGGCGGUAGAGACUGCUGCCGCCCUGGCGGAGGCGGCCAAGAAGGAGGCGCUGGAGGCCGAGGCCGCGGAAAAGGCCACUGCGGCUCACGACACGCUGCUGGCCGCGGUGUCGGCGGAGCCGCUUGAGGUGGAGGUGGGGGCGGCGGCCGACGCGCUGGCGGCGGCCGAGAGCGCGGGCGUGGCGCUGGAGGCGCAAGCCUCGGCCCGAGCGAAGCUGGACGCGGCGAAGGCGGCGCAGCAGCGGCGCGACGAGGCGCGCGACGCGAUGGGCGCCGCAGUGGCACAGCCGCUGCUGCUGCUGGAGGUGGAGGGGGCGACGGCGGCGGCGGAGCACGCGGCGGCUGCGGGCGUCGGGAUGGCGGAGGUGGCGUGGGCGCGCGAGAAGAUCGAGGAGGCGCGCGAGGCGCAGGGGCGGCGCGAUGCGGCUCAGGCGGCGCUGCAGGCGGCGGUGGCGCCGGCGGCGCUGCAGGUGGACGUGGCGGCGGCGGAGGCGCUGGUGGCGCCGGCCGAGGCGGCGGGCGUGCCAGAGGAGGCGGUGGCGGCGGCGCGCGGUCUUGUCGAUCAGGCGCGCGAGGCGCAGCGGCGGCGCGACGAGGCGCAGGCGGCGCUGCUGGCCGCGGUGUCGGCGGAGCCGCUUGAGGUGGAGGUGGGGGCGGCGGCCGACGCGCUGGUGGCGGCCGAGAGCGCGGGCGUGGCGCUGGAGGCGCAAGACUCGGCCCGAGCGAAGCUGGACGCGGCGAAGGCGGCGCAGCAGCGGCGCGACGAGGCGCGCGACGCGAUGGGCGCCGCAGUGGCACAGCCGCUGCUGCUGCUGGAGGUGGAGGGGGCGACGGCGGCGGCGGAGCACGCGACGGCUGCGGGCGUCGGGAUGGCGGAGGUGGCGUGGGCGCGCGAGAAGAUCGAGGAGGCGCGCGAGGCGCAGGGGCGGCGCGAUGCGGCUCAGGCGGCGCUGCAGGCGGCGGUGGCGCCGGCGGCGCUGCAGGUGGACGUGGCGGCGGCGGAGGCGCUGGUGGCGCCGGCCGAGGCGGCGGGCGUGCCAGAGGCGGCGGUGGCGGCGGCGCGUGCGGCGCUCGAGGUGGCGAGGCAGCAGCAGCAACAACGGCGGCGGCGCGACGAGGCGCUGGCGGCGCUGCUGGCCGCGGUGGCGUCGGACCCGUUGACGAUCGAUGUUGCGGCGGUGACCACCGCGCUCCGUGCGGCGAUGCAGGCCAGCGUCGAGCACGUGCAGCUCGCCGAGCCGCUGAAGAAGCUGGAGAAGGCCAAGGUGCACCAGCGCCGUGCGAAUGCUAGCGAGGCGCUGCGGACUGCGGUGCUCGCCGAGCUCGAGAUGGACUUGGCCGCGGCGGCCGCGGCGGUCAAGGAGGCGGAGUCGGCCGGCGUGCCCGCCGUCGAGAUCGAGGAGGCCAAGUCGCAGAUGUCCGUGGCGGAGACGGCGCAGCAGCAUCGGGCGGAAGCGCUCGCCGCCCUCGAGAAGGCCGUCGGCGUGCCUGCGCUCGAGGUGGACUUGCAGGCAGCGGAGCAGGCAUGGACCAUGGCGGCGCAGGCGAACGUCUCGCCGCAAGAGCUCAAGAACAAGCAGGAUUUGCUCGACAGUGCCAAGGAGGCGCAGCAGAAGCGCGACGACGCCGAGACCGCGCUGCGUGCCGCAGUGAAUGCGGAGCUGCUGCAGGUGGGGGUGCAGGAGGCGACCGCGGCGGCGCAUGCGGCAAGUUCGGCUGGCGUGCAUGUGGAGGUGCUGGCGGCGAUGAAGGCCAAGAUCGACGAGGCUGUGGCGGCACAGCAGCGCCGCGCCGCUGCGUAUGACGUGCUGCAGGCGGCCGUGGCUGGCGCACCACUCGCCGUAGACGUUGAGGCGGCUCUGGGGGCGGCCGCCGAGGCCGAGGAGGCCGGCGCGGUGCAGGCACAGCUGCAACCGGCGCGCGAGAAGAUCGAGGAGGCGCGCGAGGCGCAGGGGCGGCGCGAUGCGGCUCAGGCGGCGCUGCAGGCGGCGGUGGCGCCGGCGGCGCUGCAGGUGGACGUGGCGGCGGCGGAGGCGCUGGUGGCGCCGGCCGAGGCGGCGGGCGUGCCAGAGGAGGCGGUGGCGGCGGCGCGCGGUCUUGUCGAUCAGGCGCGCGAGGCGCAGCGGCGGCGCGACGAGGCGCAGGCGGCGCUGCUGGCCGCGGUGUCGGCGGAGCCGCUUGAGGUGGAGGUGGGGGCGGCGGCCGACGCGCUGGUGGCGGCCGAGAGCGCGGGCGUGGCGCUGGAGGCGCAAGACUCGGCCCGAGCGAAGCUGGACGCGGCGAAGGCGGCGCAGCAGCGGCGCGACGAGGCGCGCGACGCGAUGGGCGCCGCAGUGGCACAGCCGCUGCUGCUGCUGGAGGUGGAGGGGGCGACGGCGGCGGCGGAGCACGCGGCGGCUGCGGGCGUCGGGAUGGCGGAGGUGGCGUGGGCGCGCGAGAAGAUCGAGGAGGCGCGCGAGGCGCAGGGGCGGCGCGAUGCGGCUCAGGCGGCGCUGCAGGCGGCGGUGGCGCCGGCGGCGCUGCAGGUGGACGUGGCGGCGGCGGAGGCGCUGGUGGCGCCGGCCGAGGCGGCGGGCGUGCCAGAGGAGGCGGUGGCGGCGGCGCGUGCGGCGCUCGAGGUGGCGAGGCAGCAGCAGCAACAACGGCGGCGGCGCGACGAGGCGCUGGCGGCGCUGCUGGCCGCGGUGGCGUCGGACCCGUUGACGAUCGAUGUUGCGGCGGUGACCACCGCGCUCCGUGCGGCGAUGCAGGCCAGCGUCGAGCACGUGCAGCUCGCCGAGCCGCUGAAGAAGCUGGAGAAGGCCAAGGUGCACCAGCGCCGUGCGAAUGCUAGCGAGGCGCUGCGGACUGCGGUGCUCGCCGAGCUCGAGAUGGACUUGGCCGCGGCGGCCGCGGCGGUCAAGGAGGCGGAGUCGGCCGGCGUGCCCGCCGUCGAGAUCGAGGAGGCCAAGUCGCAGAUGUCCGUGGCGGAGACGGCGCAGCAGCAUCGGGCGGAAGCGCUCGCCGCCCUCGAGAAGGCCGUCGGCGUGCCUGCGCUCGAGGUGGACUUGCAGGCAGCGGAGCAGGCAUGGACCAUGGCGGCGCAGGCGAACGUCUCGCCGCAAGAGCUCAAGAACAAGCAGGAUUUGCUCGACAGUGCCAAGGAGGCGCAGCAGAAGCGCGACGACGCCGAGACCGCGCUGCGUGCCGCAGUGAAUGCGGAGCUGCUGCAGGUGGGGGUGCAGGAGGCGACCGCGGCGGCGCAUGCGGCAAGUUCGGCUGGCGUGCAUGUGGAGGUGCUGGCGGCGAUGAAGGCCAAGAUCGACGAGGCUGUGGCGGCACAGCAGCGCCGCGCCGCUGCGUAUGACGUGCUGCAGGCGGCCGUGGCUGGCGCACCACUCGCCGUAGACGUUGAGGCGGCCCUGGGGGCGGCCGCCGAGGCCGAGGAGGCCGGCGCGGUGCAGGCACAGCUGCAACCGGCGCGCGAGAAGAUCGAGGAGGCGCGCGAGGCGCAGGGGCGGCGCGAUGCGGCUCAGGCGGCGCUGCAGGCGGCGGUGGCGCCGGCGGCGCUGCAGGUGGACGUGGCGGCGGCGGAGGCGCUGGUGGCGCCGGCCGAGGCGGCGGGCGUGCCAGAGGAGGCG